UGCCUAUAAAUAAUGACCUCCGACCCUGCCCAUUUCAUCUUCACACAUCAAUCGGAAAUCUCGUCAGGUCAGGUCAGAUCAGAUCAGUUGCCCGAUUUCUUCACCGGAGAGCCAAGCCAGAAGCGCCGAGCAAGGAACGAUGUCCGGAAUCAUCCACAAGAUCGAGGAGACCCUCGGCAUGGGCGGCCACAAGAAGGAGGAGGAGCACAAGGGGGAGCAACACGGCGAGCACAAGCCAGAGCACCACGGUGAGCACAAGCCCGAGCACCAUGGCGAGCACAAGGGUGAACACCACAGCGGAGAGCACAAAGAAGGCCUCGUCGACCAGAUGAAGGACAAGAUCCACCACGGCGACGGAGAGGGGAAGAAGAAGAAGGAGAAGAAGAAGAAGAAGGAGCACGGACAUGGCCACGACGGCCACAGCAGCAGCAGCGACAGCGAUAGCGACUAGAAUUCUCGGUCCGAUCGGUCCAUCUGUCUUCAGUUACACGACCUCAAAAUCAAAUCGUUUGGUUCAUCGCUCAGGACAUGAUUCUGAUGGGAUGAUCGUUUCGAUUCCGCAGGUUCCGAUCGCAGUAUACCGAGAAGCCGCCGUGUUGUUACUGCUUGCUAAUGCUAUGUCUUUGAUGUCUUUUCCUUGUUUUCUAUGUUUUGCUUGUCGUUGGACGAUGCUAUCUUGUAAUCUAUGCGUGAGAUUGUAAUAAGAUCUUCGUCUUUGUACGGACUCGAAUGAUUUUUUGCCUUUA
Molecule: messenger RNA, 746 nt
Organism: Punica granatum (pomegranate)
Lineage: Eukaryota; Viridiplantae; Streptophyta; Magnoliopsida; Myrtales; Lythraceae
Source: RefSeq, a predicted model, not a curated record